Molecule: messenger RNA, 4038 nt
Organism: Annulohypoxylon maeteangense
Lineage: Eukaryota; Fungi; Ascomycota; Sordariomycetes; Xylariales; Hypoxylaceae
Product: P-loop containing nucleoside triphosphate hydrolase protein
Exons: 2
Coding region: 1-4038 (1345 amino acids)
Cellular component (GO): membrane
Molecular function (GO): ATP hydrolysis activity; ATP binding; ABC-type transporter activity
Source: RefSeq, a predicted model, not a curated record
AUGGAUCUCCCUCGACCAGAACUAGCACAGCGAUUAUCGUUGUCGGCCGCCAACCACUUAUCACUGGACGAUGUUGAAGCUGUCGAUGUUCAAAUUCGAGAUCUAUCAGUUACCGUCGAUACGUCACCUUCAAUCUGGGAUCCUGCAACAUAUCCCGAUUUGUUUAGCGGGAAAGGUCGUGACGGUCCAACCACCAAGACCCUUCUUAGUUCCGUGAAUGCAUCUCUAAAACCGGGAACUCUUACGGCUAUUCUUGGUGGUAGUGGCUCUGGAAAAACGACCUUAUUGAACACAAUCGCAGAACGCAUGUUUAGCUCUCGACUUUCUCGAACUGGAACUGCCACAUUCAACGGACAAGAGGGCGUGCACUCCAUCAGACAUGCAUAUGUAAUGCAACAAGAUAUCUUGCUCCCAACCCUUACUGUACGAGAGACGUUGAGAUACUCGGCAAAUUUGAGAUUACCAUCUUCGACAACAGAAAAGGAGAGGAUGCGUAUUGUGGAGGAAGUUAUCCUUGAAUUGGGGUUGAAGGACUGUGCAAAUACUAGAAUCGGAAAUAGUCAGCAUCGUGGAUGUAGUGGCGGAGAGAAGCGAAGGACGAGUAUCGGUGUACAACUCUUGGCGAACCCAUCAAUCCUCUUCCUUGACGAACCAACAACUGGAUUGGAUGCAACAAGCGCUUACCAGCUUGUUAGGACUCUCAAGACUUUAGCAAGCAAAGGUCGUACGAUUAUCACGACUAUUCACCAGCCGCGAUCCGAAAUCUGGGACCUGUUCGAUAACCUUGUGAUUUUGUCUAGGGGGAGCCCUGUGUAUUCCGGACCGAUGAAAGAGUGUAUCCCGUGGUUUUCGGGGCUCGGAUUUGAACUACCUGCAUUCGUUAACCCGGCCGAAUUCUUGAUUGAUCAUGCCGCGAUCGAUAAUCGCAGUCCGGAGCUCGAAGAAGAAAGUACCGCUAGAGUUGAGCGUCUAAAGACAGCAUGGAACGAAGAGUCAAAUCGAGUUUUCCCAUUGCUUACAUCCGAACAAGUUUCGGAGAUGAAGAAUAAACCUAGGCGACCGAAAAUGGAACAACAUGCAGGCUUUUUUCGUCAGGUGCGGGUGCUAACAGACAGGACGCUCAAAGUCACUUACAGGGACCCGCUGGGAAUGGCAGGUUCUAUAUUGGAAGCUAUUUUCAUGGCUAUCAUCACGGGAUAUGUAUUCUACAACCUUGCCAGAGACCAGUCUGGCAUUCGAUCCAGACAAGCUGCAUUGUACAUCUCGGUAGGCCUACAAGGUUACUUGUUCCUGACAUUCGAGAUUUACCGCUUGACGAUGGACAUCCCAACUUUCGAUCGCGAAAAUAGCGAAGGCUGUGUAACUGCACUCCCUUUCAUAAUAUCCCGUCGACUUGCGCGUCUCUUCACCGAAGACAUACCUGUCCCAUUUUUGUUCAGCGUUAUCUACUACUUUAUGGUGGGCUUCGAUCGCGACGUGUCCAAGUUCUUCACGUUUUUCUCGAUACUUCUUCUUAACCAUUAUAUUGCCGUUGCACUGGCGGUUUCUUCGGUCGCGGCUGUUAGGCACUUCCCUGGAGCAAGUCUAAUUGCCAACCUCGCAUACACAUUACAGAGUAUGGCCUGUGGAUACUUCAUACAGAGCAAUACGAUUCCUGUGUAUGUGAGGUGGACGAAGUACAUCACUUAUACCUAUUAUGCUUUUGGGGCUCUCUGCGGCAAUGAAUUCGAAGGUAGCUUCUACGAUUGCCCCUUGCCAGGUGGCGAGUCAGAUCCGGCCUGUAAACCAUAUACCGGGCAAUAUAUCAUGGAUAACCUUGGGUUCCCACGGGAUUGGACUGCACGACCGAUUAUUGCCAUGUUAGGUUUUGUCAUUUUGUUCUUUGUUACAUCCUGGGUCGGCUUGGCGUUUGUCAAGGUAGAAAUGUCAAUUGCCCGAGCUCGAGCAUCGGACACGGAUCUUUCUGCUGGAAAAGAGAAGAUGAACGCGAGAUCAAUUUACGAAGUCCGGGCGAUAGAUGUUGGCCUGGACGAAUUUUCCCUUAAGUUGGACAAGAGAUCACCAACUGGAAAAAAGCUGCCGACUAAGACGAUCCUCAAUCCUGUUACGGCCACAUUCCAAGCCGGUAUGCUCAACGUGAUAAUGGGACCAUCUGGAUCAGGAAAAACCAGUUUGCUCAAUUCGAUGGCGAUGCGACUGCAUAGCACGAUCGGAACUAGGUAUAAGCCGUCCGGAAAGUUAACCUUCAAUAGUGCCGUACCGUCGGACUCAGUGGUGCGAUCAAUUGUAUCUUAUGUUUGCCAGGACGAUGAUGCACUGCUUCCAUCUCUAACCGUUCGAGAGACCCUUCGCUUUGCAGCUGGUCUCCGUCUCCCCUCAUGGAUGAGCAAGUCGGAAAAACAUCAACGAGCCGAAGAUGUAUUAGUCAAGAUGGGUCUCAAAGAUUGCGCUGACAACUUGAUCGGAAACGAGAUGGUAAAAGGUAUUUCCGGAGGAGAAAAGAGGCGAGUCAGUAUCGCCAUACAAAUUCUUACUGACCCUCGCGUCCUACUACUCGACGAACCGACAAGUGGAUUGGAUGCUUUUACUGCAAGCAGUAUCUUGGAGGUGCUGCAGGGUCUGGCGAGGGAAGGGCGCACGCUUAUCCUGACAAUACACCAAGCCAGAUCAGACAUAUUUAACCACUUCGGAAAUGUACUGCUGCUCGCCAGAGGUGGCUCACCUGCUUAUGCCGGUGCCGCCAAGGAUAUGUUACCUUACUUUAGCGGUCUUGGAUAUCAAUGUCCUCAACACACUAACCCAGCUGAUUUCGCACUUGAUCUCAUCACGAUUGAUCUUCAGGAGGCUCGAAGAGAAGCUGAAAGCCGGGAGAAGGUCCGACGACUUAUCGAGUCUUGGACUAGAAUCAUGAACCAGUCUCAAUCAGGGAAGACACAAGCCAUUCCGCGACUCUCGGAUAUCAACGAGAGAGGAGAGUCAGGCACAGAAUCAAUGAAUGAAAAAGUGGCAAUACCUUAUAGCUGUGGAAAAGCAACUGGCGAGACUACAGACAUCUCGGCGGAAGCAAGCGGAGCUGAUCUUGAAAGGCGGCUUUCCAACCCUCUUCCACGCCGGUCACUCAACAAGGCCGCUCUAGCAACACCAGCCGAGUUAGGCGCCAUGGUUCACAAACGCGCAUCUUUCAUAACGGCAUUUCCAAUACUACUACACCGAGCAAUGAUCAACCUCCAGCGACAACCACCCCUCCUUUUAGCGCGUAUAAUGCAAGUUCUUGGAUUAGCUAUCAUCCUCGCCCUGUUCUUUGCGCCCGUGCAUAACGACUACUACAGCGUACAGAACCGGGUCGGUUUCGUACAGGAGAUUGGUGCAUUCUACUUUGUCGGCAUGUUGCAGAACGUCGCCGUUUACCCCGCGGAGCGUGAGGUGUUCUACCGUGAAGAUGACGAUGCCGUAUAUAGCGUUGAGGCCUUCCUCUCGACGUAUACCCUUCUCGAGGUGCCCUUCGAGAUAAUAGCUUGUCUACUCUUCAGCAUUUUGGCUGACUUUGCGGUUGGUUUCCCACGCACGGCCGAGAUGUACUUCGUGUACGCCUUCUGCUGUUUCGGUAUCGUGUCGUGUGGCGAAAGCCUGGGUAUUAUGUUCAAUACUUUGGUUAAUCACACCGGGUUCGCCGUCAACAUCAUCUCUAUUCUACUUUCCGUCGCGCAGAUCAUGGCCGGUAUCAUGUCUAUCGACAUGCCGGAGUUGUUUAAGGCGUUCAAUUACAUCAGCCCGCUCAAGUAUGCGACAGCUGCACUGGCGCAAUUCACCUUGAGGGGCGUCACAUUCACUUGCGAUGACGCGCAGAGGUUACCGAACGGGCAAUGCCAGAUCGAGACUGGCGAACAGGUUCUAGACCUGUAUAAGCUUAAUGUGAACCCUUACGUCAAUCUCGGCGCGCUGGGGGCGGCGAUCGUCGUGUACAGGGUUGUCGCGUGGCUUUUGCUUAGGCUAGUGAGGACAAGGUGGAAGAGCGUUGUUGAGAAUACGAGGAAGUGA